AUGGGGAAAAUAAGAAAACCUAAACUUACAAGGACAAACAAAAGUUCAAUUGUACCUGAUAACAUUGAAGAAGAAGAGCAACUUCCGGUUGACAGCAAGGAAAAUGCUCUUCAAACCAUAUUAGACCAAAUACAGGCUGCUGAUGUGGAGGAAAAAUAUUGUGGCUUGCAAACUCUAGCUCUUAUGAUUGAAAAUCCAGAGAAUGUGCAGCAGAUUAUAGAUCGAGGAUUGGUCAAGGUAGCGGCUCCAUUAUUACUCGAUCAGGCAAGCUCUGUGAGAAAUGCUGCUGCUGGUACAUUGCGUAACUUAUCCACAGUUGCUAUGGACACUUGUGAUGCUAUGAUGGAGCAGGAUGUCAUGACUCCUGUGACUUGCUAUUUCCAUGAGCAUGCUGCAAAUUGGGUUCCAGAGGCUAAUAUUAAAACAAAAGAUGAAGAUAUUGACACGUUGAUUCAAUGUGUUAACUUGUUACUAAACCUUUGUGAAAGUUCAGAGCUAGCCAUCAAAUAUUUGGGACAGUCAAGAGUUUUGGACAUACUGCCCAGAUAUUUAGAUCUUGGCAUAUUCACAAGUGACAUUGUUAUAUCAGUGUUACAAUGUUUGUUUGUAGUAGUUGAGGACAACCCAGUUGCCAUGGCUAAAGUUAAAUUGAACGCGGAGAACCAUCUACAGUUAUUGCUAGGACUAGAAGGCAAUGACCCUGAAAUACUAUUGAUUAAAAUUCUUUCAUCUGGAGUGAUAAUAAAUACCUGUGGUGGUAAUAUAACUGUACUGCCCACAGAAGUAAUUAAUCAAAUAUUGUCUACACUGGCUGCUACUCUAGCUAUAGAUCACAGAUUUGUUUGUAACCAAUUGUCUAGCAGUGUACCUUUAAAGGAUCCCACAGGGACUGUAGACACACCGAAGGACAAGGCAGCCAAACAACUCGAAAAUCAGCUGAAGUCUGCAUCACACAUGUUAACAGCUCAACAGAGUUCACUUGAAAUUAUUGCUAAUAUAUGUUCUUGUGAAGAUGGUGAGGAUGUUCAAGGCAAUGACUCAUCAGACAGUGAGGAAAUAGAGGAAGAAUUAUGUGAAAAUGGCAAUGGCUCAAUUUUAGCAGAAGAUAAGCUUCCACCAGAAGUUAUGGAAGCUUUAAUAUCUUUGGAAAUAUUUGAUAAGGUCUGGGCCAGAACUCAGCUGCCUGCACAGAAUGUAUUAUUGAUAUUGAAAGAAUAUGAGGGAUCACAAUUGAUAUAUAAAAGAUUGCUCAGCUUACAAACUAGAGCAUUACUAUGUACAAAUAAUUUACUAUCAACCUUGCCUAUUGAACACCUUGGUGGAGUGAAUGGCGUUUACAAGAUUUGGGUUGAUGCUGGAAAGUUGGUCUUUAAAUCAGAUUCAGAAAAUGUGAACCUAUCUGAGUCCGCUACGGCUGUCAUGAGAGCUGCAUUGGAUAAAAUCAAGUUUAGAGAAAAUGGUAAUACUAGUGAUUGCAGUUUGUUCAGUGACUUGGCUUUGUCUGACAUAGAGAUAAUGUUGACUGGGGUAAAGGAAUGUCAAGUACCAGAGAUAAGAUCAAAUUUAAUCAGAAUGGUUGGCAUCUUGGCUUUGUUAUUGGCAAACAACUUGAAUGAUUUAACUAUUAAUGUUAUAUGCACUAUUACUGAGUUCAUAUUGGAGCAAGCACAUAAAGAGAACGAAGUGUGGGUAUUAGCUGAAUCAAUAGAUACACUAGUGGACUUGUAUUCGGAGGACGAAACCGAUGCAUUAGCCGCUAAAGUAAAGCUGGUUGAAAAGUUGACUGUACUUGCGCCUAUAUUGAAAAACAAAGCACGGCAACAAAAACGACUUCCAAAGGAAUAUAAAGUUCUUGUCAGCACUGCAAUUUCAAAUUUACCCAGAUUUAUAAAGUAUAAAAAGGAUAGAUUAAGCAAAUUAUAA
Molecule: messenger RNA, 1923 nt
Organism: Arctia plantaginis
Lineage: Eukaryota; Metazoa; Arthropoda; Insecta; Lepidoptera; Erebidae
Source: the annotation of a GenBank genome assembly